AUUUGUAUGUAUUUUACAUCUUUCUUUGCAUGGAUUUCGAAAAAAAAACGAAAAGGGCAAUCACAACAGGAGGAAUAAAAGGCGAUAAAUAAUUUGAACAGCAAUUUCCAAGCCUAAAGUAAGAACAAACAGCGAGUCUACACCGAUUGGUCAAGUGUCAAGAAGUAGAACUCAAAUUUAAUCAGAUGUCAUGUACCUUCAUCGCUGAAUAGUGUCGAGGCAGAUUAAACAAAAAAAAAACGUUGAACGUUCCUUAAAAAGUAACAAAAAACAUCUACAGAAGACAAAAGUAGAGCAAAGAGACUGAUUUUGUAUUAUCGAAAAGUACGAAGUUUCGAGUUUUGGAGGCAUUAAACACAUUCGGUUCAUCAGUUAAAUUUUAUUUUUUUUUCGAGAAACACCAACCCCGACAGUCCUUCAAAAAGUUUGAGUGCAAACAUAUUCAUAAAAAUUUUGAACAAAUGUUUGUGAAGGCAUCCAACAGAAACUUUCCAUAGCUUUUUCGUAUCAUAUUAGAGUUGUGCAAUUGUGAGUAAAUAUGGGUAAACGCAUGGCAGUUACAGAGGCAAAGCAUGCAACGCCGACAACUCGCACUAUACGCAAACGAAAAAGAAAUUCUUCUGGAGUUGCAGCUGAUGUAAUCUCGGCUACAGCCAAGGUACUACGAGGAGGUCAUAACUACUGGCACGAAAACGAUGACGAAGAUUCGUCUUCAAAUGAUGCCACAAACGUAACACCACAAGUGAGAAAUCUGUCUACAAAACAGGCCAACAACUCGUCGAUUCUACUUAGCGCUAAUACGUCAGUGAACGAAUCCCCAAAGCCAGUGUAUACUUUGCUGCCAUCCGUGGUUAAUGGUACUAUUAUGUAUGACCUGAUGCAGAAGCCGUGGCGACUUGGUAAACCUAUUGGAAAGGGAAAUUUUGGUGAAAUUUUUUUGGCUUCAGACAACAUCACCAUUCCUGUAUCUAACGAGAAUGCUAAAUUCGUUGUGAAAAUCGAACCGCAUUCAAACGGACCGUUAUUUGUGGAAAUUCAUUGUUUAAUGAACACUGCCAAAGAUGACUCUAACCAUGUGAAAGCGGAAAAGGAAAAUUCGAUUAGGCAGCAGAAUAUCGCAGCAUCUUUACCGCAAAAUCCUCCGUCUGGUAUACCAAACUACAUUGCAUCCGGCUCUCACUAUUUCGGAGAUGCACGCUACCGGUUUCUAGUAUUGCAACGGUUCGAUCGCGAUUUACACUCUUUAAUUAAAAAUUGUCGUGUCCACCAAAAAUCUGUGUUAACUCUAGCAAUACAGAUAGUAAAUGUUUUGGAAAAGCUACAUGACAAGGGCUAUUGCCAUAACGAUGUCAAAGCGCAAAAUCUUAUGAUUUCCAAAUGCAAGUAUUAUAAAAAACAAACUGCAACUGCCCCAGUCACAACGGGCAAUGGUAAAUCGUCACGCUCUUCUAAUCUAAAGUCUUCGAAAUAUGAUGAACAUUACGAGGAAAAACAGCAGACUACAGAUAGCGGCAAUAGUUCAGAGCAAGAAGCGAACGAUGACGAUGACGACGACGCUGAUUUUGUUGUUAAACGGAAAAUGUUUGUCGACGAAGAUGAGGAGGAGGAUGAGGACUUUGAUGAUGGCGCCACAACAAAUAGUAACAAUAGCAAUACUGUAGACAUUUACGAAACUCCUGUAAAUCGCAAUCGAAAGCGCCGACCACGCAACACUGUAGUAGAAUACAGUGGAUCUAAUCCAGUACGCUCAUGUCGGCGACAAAAAAGAAAUUCCAUCUAUGAGGAGAUGGUUAAGUCACAUUAUUUACGACCCGCAAAACGUAUUAGUUAUUCGGAAUUCUUUAACGAGGAUGGUAUUUCUGUAAAAGAAGACACAGCUGAUUCAAAGUCGAUCGCAUCUGAUGACGAUUCCGAAGAAUUUUUACCAAGUUCCGCUCGUCGUUCGGCAGCUAUCAAAAAGUCCAGCCACUCUUCAAAUACCUACACAACUACCGCCCCAAAACGCUUAACACGGCGUCAAGAAAAACUCAUUAAUAGUUUGAGUACCAGCAAGCAUUUGUCUAGUGACACUGGAAACUUAAAUUCAGCUACAACUGCAGUUGCGGAAUCGCUUGUAGCAGUCGAGGAAGAACGUAUCUUCCUUAUUGAUUUCGGUUUGGCUUCCAAGUUUAUGGAUAAUGGGGUACAUCGCCCUUUUGUUAUGGAUCAGCGCCGCGCACAUGAUGGCACUUUAGAAUUUACAUCGCGUGAUGCUCACAUGGGUGCCCAUUCACGCCGCAGUGACCUAGAAUGUUUGGGAUAUAAUUUAAUAUUUUGGUCUCAAGGCUAUUUGCCAUGGAAAGAUGCUGCAACACAACAUCAACAAGAAAAGGUACAUCGUGCUAAAGAGUACCUAAUGACCGAUGUGCGCGAAAUGCUAAAGCAAAUCUAUGGCAAACAAGUUCCUAAAUAUUUGGGUGAAUUUCUACAUCAAGUUGGCCAAUUGGCCUACCACGCUCGUCCGGAUUAUGCACGGUAUCGUCGCUUAUUCGAACGUGAGUUUGAACAACUCGGAUAUUCACUUGGUGAAUUGCGUUUGGACAGCAACGAAAUUGCCCGCAGUUGUGUGCGCGUUAAAGAAGAAAUCGAGAACAAAAAUGAUAUAUUCGAAAUGAAUAAACAUAACGGUAACGCAGCAUGGAGUAUUAUGAACUUGUCAGUUGGCACACCAUUCCAUGAGCGCACUCUAUCCAAUCGAGUGUCGCCGAAAAAUUUGAGGUCUAAAUCUGACAAGAAAUCAAUGAAAAAGAAAAAGUUCUCUUGGGCGGAAAUACUAUCACAAGAUCCCGAUCAGAUCGCACGCGAACGCGCAGAAAAGGAGUUCGAUCGUGAGGAGGAAUUGAGUGAAGUUCAACAACCAGUAGCGCGUCGGUAUGAGGGAAAGCCAACGUAUGCUAUACUUGAGAUACAACAACGCUUAAAAUUAAGCGGGAGGCUAGUAGAAGAGAAUUGCGAUUCACAACAAGAAGAUAAUCAAACUGACGAAGAUCAGGAUGAUGACGGCCAGGAAGAGCAGGAGGACAUGGAAGUGGACGAGACAGAUGAACCAGAAGACAAUGGAGAUGAUUGUGACGAUGAAAGCGAAGACGAUGAUGAUGAUAAUGACGAGGAGGAGGAAGAAGAAGACGUCGAUACAGAUUCUACUGAAGACACCAACUCUGUGCUUAACGGUGGACGUAAUACACGAGCACACAACACCCGAUCAACCAGAACAAAGGUGCCAAUGAAAUCUUCAGACAGGGAAGUUCGAAAUCGAGGCAGCGUAAAGCAGCGUUCAGUAAAAUCUACAGCCAAAACAACACCACAUGUAAAUAAAUCAAGAACAAGCCAACCUGUCACAAAGUCUAUUAGCAAACGUUCUAGUGCCAGUACAACGCGUAGUAAUCGUAAAGGUUGUAGUAAUGAUGCUAUGCAAAAUGUCGAUCACGCUACGGUUAGUAACAGCAGUGCAAGUGGAAGGCCAGAACGACGUACUCGUCGUUGCUUAAUUAAGACUGAUACAGAGAUGGAUGAUCCAAUGGAUCAACAGGAAAGUAAUUCAAAUUUCAGUCCGGAUGUUUGUAGUUUAUUCAACGUCUGGAAAAAAAUCAAUAACGAAAAUAUUUACUAUCGUGGCAGCAAUGCCGCUGCAGCGGCAUCAACCCGACACUGUAAGAAGUGAAAAAAUAAACGUAUACAUACAUACAUUUAGAGGUUCCAGAGAAACUUUGUAAUAUUUCUAAAUUUUACACUGUUUUCAACUAUUGUACUUUAAUUUAAAUAAGCAUUAAUUUGAAUGCUUCAAUGGCAUAGAAUAAACUAGAGUAGUGCAGAAGACCCAUUACAAAAAAGAAAUUAACCGAAGGAAAGGUUAUAGAUAAUAUUCAUGGCAUGUUUACAUUUUUAACACAACACGUUUAACACAAUUUGCGAAGAAAAUUCGAAAAGGGGUGAGCAAAGUUAAAAUUGUAACAAAGGAACUCAUAAUAAAAAUAAAACAUUUGAAUAACAUUAUACAAUAUUUUAUGCAUAAUAGUUAAUUUUAUUAUGAUCGCAUGCCC
Molecule: messenger RNA, 4079 nt
Organism: Rhagoletis pomonella (apple maggot)
Lineage: Eukaryota; Metazoa; Arthropoda; Insecta; Diptera; Tephritidae
Gene: bsd
Exons: 5
Coding region: 539-3700 (1053 amino acids)
Biological process (GO): peptidyl-serine phosphorylation; signal transduction
Cellular component (GO): nucleus; cytoplasm
Molecular function (GO): ATP binding; protein serine/threonine kinase activity
Source: RefSeq, a predicted model, not a curated record